AUGGGUUCAUUUAACGCACGGGUGAAGCGAUCUCGUCGCUGGUACGAGGCAGCUACCAAGCUUGGCUGGGGAUGUCUCCUCCUCAUGCCUGUCGAGAUAGUGACGGUGAGCUGGGUUGAGCAGACGCUGCUCGUCUCCGAAUGGAGCCUGUAG
Pyrenophora tritici-repentis Pt-1C-BFP is the source of this 153-nucleotide messenger RNA. Lineage: Eukaryota; Fungi; Ascomycota; Dothideomycetes; Pleosporales; Pleosporaceae. The record is from RefSeq and is a predicted model, not a curated record.